This is a messenger RNA of Aspergillus wentii DTO 134E9, 1267 nucleotides long. RefSeq names its product oxidoreductase, short chain dehydrogenase/reductase family. Gene Ontology annotation, molecular function: oxidoreductase activity. The record is from RefSeq and is a predicted model, not a curated record. The transcript has 5 exons. Gene Ontology annotation, cellular component: cytosol. NCBI's taxonomy places the organism in Eukaryota, Fungi, Ascomycota, Eurotiomycetes, Eurotiales, Aspergillaceae. Bases 241 to 1053 code for a protein of 270 amino acids.
GUAUCAUUCACCACGGCCAUUUCUCUAUCGUUCUCUGGCUUUCUCGGAGUUAAUUUUUUCUCGUCUCUUUUUCUUACUUCAGUCUUGAGGGUCCCCAGCGGAACACCAUUUAUGAAUCACCUAAGACUAUACAGCAAAUCCCUUAGAUCCCUUCGUCAUCUCACCUCCCUUUCUGGUGCCCUCUCCGCACGACCUAACCAGUUCAACUCUAUAACCAACCCGGGAUUCAUCCGACGCACAAUGGCGACGGCAAUGGCAAAGCGCCUUGAAGGCAAGACGGUCUUGGUGACCGGUGCUUCGGCAGGAAUUGGCAGAAGCACUGCCAAGGAGUUCGCUCGUACAUCACCCAAGAGCCUGAAGCUUAUCUUGACAGCACGGCGUAUCGACUCGUUGAACCAGAUUUCUCAGGAAAUCAAGGAGGAAGUUGGUGAUGGCGUCCAAGUGCUCCCCGUGAAGCUGGAUGUGAGCAACCCGGAGGAAGUCAAGAACUUUGUGCCCUCCCUGCCGGCUGAAUUCCAGGAGAUUGAUGUUCUGGUUAACAAUGCUGGUCUGGUCCGGGGUGUUGCAAAGGCCCCCGAAAUCGAAACUGAAGAUAUCAAUGUGAUGUUCAACACCAACGUCAACGGUUUGAUCAACAUGACUCAGGCAAUCCUUCCCAUUUUCAAGAAGAGAAGCGACGGAGGCCGGGGAGAUAUCAUCAACAUUGGAAGCAUCGCUGGCCGUGAAGCAUACCCCGGUGGAAGUAUCUACUGUGCUACAAAGGCCGCCGUGAAAUCCUUCACCGAUGCUUUGAGAAAGGAACUGAUCGCGUCGAGAAUCCGGAUUAUCGAGAUUGACCCUGGUCAAGUGGAAACCGAAUUCUCCCUGGUGCGAUUUUACGGUGACAAGGCCAAAGCAGAUGCCGUCUAUGCGGGCUGCGAGCCACUUACACCUGACGACAUCGCAGAAGUAAUCGUUUUUGCCGCCGGACGACGAGAGAAUGUUGUGAUUGCCGAUACGUUGAUCUUCCCGAGUCACCAGGCAUCGCCCACUGCGGUGCACAAGUCAUCGUAAAAUCUGCGAGGUGACAGUCUGAUAGAAACAUAUAUACACAAAUAGAAUUAUAUCAGUCGUAGGGAAUAACGCAGCGAUCAUGCCAGACCAUCCAUACACCGUACAUUCUACCUGUAGAGACGCUGCAGCAGCGAACAGCAAACAGUGAACAGCGAUAAGUAAAUCGAGUCAUGAACCAUGAAUCAUAAUAGAUAACAAACCAUCCAAUUGACCC